Drosophila takahashii is the source of this 1763-nucleotide messenger RNA. RefSeq names its product pH-sensitive chloride channel 2. Gene Ontology annotation, biological process: signal transduction; nervous system process; chloride transmembrane transport. Lineage: Eukaryota; Metazoa; Arthropoda; Insecta; Diptera; Drosophilidae. The record is from RefSeq and is a predicted model, not a curated record. Gene Ontology annotation, cellular component: synapse; neuron projection; plasma membrane. Gene Ontology annotation, molecular function: transmitter-gated monoatomic ion channel activity involved in regulation of postsynaptic membrane potential; chloride channel activity; transmembrane signaling receptor activity.
UCUUGAAUCAACCGUUAGGAUUUUAUUGGCGUGUCUUUAUUUUUAAGUUUAUGUCAAGUUUUGUUCAUUGUUUAUAAAUUGUUUAUAAAUCGUAUGAGAGAUAAUGGACUGGUCGCUCAUCAUAUCGAUCCUGAUCAAUUGUCUAUAUGCCUCGGCGCUGGACGACGAUUGUCCCACGCUGGCCGAUGGGGACAGUUUGUCGCAGACCCAAUUGCUGGACCGCUUAACCCAUGGCUGCCGGUACGACCGACUGGAACGACCCAUCACCUAUUCGGAAUCCGGCCAGCGAUUGCCGGUGGACGUCUAUAUGCGCGCCUACAUCUACUUCAUGCAGAAUCUCGAGGCCCACGAUCUGCAGUUCAAGAUCUACGCCCUCCUCCAGAUGCGCUACCUGGAUCCGCGUCUCAAUUUCCGCAACGUGAGUCCCAAGCGCAGACAACCGAUUUUGGGGGAACAGCAGCUGCGCGACUCCCUCUGGAUGCCACACAUAUUCCUGGCCAACGAGCGGGACUCCAGUAUUUUGGGCCUCACGGAGAAGGACAUCCUCACCUCGAUCUCCCCCGACGGCACCGUGAUCGUCUCGAACCGGAUCAAGGCCACCUUGUACUGCUGGCUCAACCUGAAGAAAUUCCCCUUCGACGAGCAGCACUGCUCGACGAUUCUGGAGAGCUGGAUGUACAACACCUCGGAGCUGGUGCUCCACUGGGAGCAGAAGCGUCCGAUCACCUACGACGGUGCACUGCAUCUCACCGAGUUUGUGCUGCAGCGAUCGUGGUCGAAUGAGACGGUGAUCAAUGCCGAUUUGAGUGAUUUGCGGCACGGCGCCUUUGCGGGCAACUACAGCUCCCUCAGCUUCACCGUUCACCUGACUCGCGUGGUGGGCUUCUACCUGAUGGACUACUUCCUGCCCUCCAUGCUGAUUGUGGCCAUAUCUUGGGUAUCCUUCUGGCUGCAGGCCGACCAGGCUCCGCCGCGCAUUACGCUGGGCACCAGCACGCUUUUGACUUUUAUCACCUUGGCCUCGGCGCAGGGAAAAACCCUGCCGAAGGUGAGCUACAUCAAGGUGUCGGAGGUGUGGUUCCUGGGCUGCACCAUCUUCAUAUUCGGCAGCAUGGUGGAGUUUGCCUUUGUCAAUACUAUUUGGCGUCGCAAGAAGAGUGUGCCGGUGAAGAAACUGAACAGCAAGCAUAUUUUAAAGUCCACGCUAUCGCCGAAUCUUCUCAGGCGUCGCAGUCACGCCAGAUCGAGAUCGUUUUCGGGCACAGCCCUUCAGAAGGCCGCCGAUACGAGCUCCCUGGGCGGUGCUGGGUUCAAUAACUACCUGACCGUCAAUCUGCCCAUCACCACGAUCAAAGAGGGUCAGGUUCUGGACGAGCAGAGGACCAGGAACCUGCAGAAACUGGACGUGAACUUCGUGGAGAGCGCCUUUGGGAUGCCAAGGGGAGCGGCUCAGUCGACGGGAGGCAUUAGUGCGGCCAGCAGCACCCAGACUUUGACCAACAAUAAUCGCAACGAAGGCGGUGGCGGAGUGGAUCACCAGGAGGAGAUCGACCUGAGUGGCUGGACCACCCUCACGCCGCAGGAAAUCGCCAUGUGGAUCGACAGCCGGGCUAGAUUCGUUUUUCCCCUCGCCUUUCUCGUCUUCAACCUGUUCUUCUGGACAUUUGUCUACUGUAUUUAAAUAUGAGAAAUUUUAAAAAAUAUUUAAUUUAUGUUUUUGUUGCUUUUUAUUCACCCUUUACUGCAUUAUGGUUAAUUAUUAU